Molecule: messenger RNA, 656 nt
Organism: Boleophthalmus pectinirostris (great blue-spotted mudskipper)
Lineage: Eukaryota; Metazoa; Chordata; Actinopteri; Gobiiformes; Gobiidae
Product: DELTA-actitoxin-Afr1e-like
Exons: 3
Coding region: 105-656 (183 amino acids)
Biological process (GO): monoatomic cation transport; cytolysis in another organism; pore complex assembly
Cellular component (GO): pore complex
Molecular function (GO): channel activity
Source: RefSeq, a predicted model, not a curated record
GGUACUUUUGGGUGUCAUACAUUCCCCAACAGGACAAGUCAACUGGAGCGGCAGUGGUUGUCGGUCUUCACACCAGUGUAGCAGGCUCAAAUUAGACAAGCAUCAUGUCAGAAUCCGCUGAAGCCGUGGCAGCUAAUGCGUCCAGUCGAAGAAAUGUAACUAUUGAGAUCACCAACCUCACCACGAAUUACUGUCUGAUCAACCCCGAGGUGUACUUGGAUAAAGGUAGCACUCUGAUUCCACCCCAACCAACCGUGCGUCCUCUUAAAGUCGAGAUGUGCAACUUCAGCAAAGACAGUGGCAAAGCCUCUGGUGCUGUGGGAGUCUUGUGCUAUGACCUUUUUGAGAAGAACCGCCAGGAUUACUUUGAGAAGGUAGCCAUCAUGUUCUCUGUCCCAUACGACAGAAACAUGUACAAGAACUGGCUUGCUGUGGGUAUCUACAAAAAGGAAAAGGAGUGCAAUGAAGCCUUGUUCAAAGAAAUGUAUUAUGAUAAAGAUCCCAAAGGGUUUGUGAGGCAGGAGUGCAACGGAAGUGGAAUCACAUAUGAGGGUAGCUACCUGGACAUCAAGGCGACCAUGUCUCCUCUGGGCAGGUGCAUACUGAAGGUGGAGAUAUGGGAGAAACUCUUUUCCUCACCGAGCUCCAAACACUGA